Molecule: messenger RNA, 4117 nt
Organism: Cynoglossus semilaevis (tongue sole)
Lineage: Eukaryota; Metazoa; Chordata; Actinopteri; Pleuronectiformes; Cynoglossidae
Gene: ssbp4
Product: single stranded DNA binding protein 4
Exons: 19
Coding region: 191-1363 (390 amino acids)
Biological process (GO): positive regulation of transcription by RNA polymerase II
Cellular component (GO): nucleus
Molecular function (GO): single-stranded DNA binding; protein binding
Source: RefSeq, a predicted model, not a curated record
UAAAUAAGGCUGGUUUACGAAGACAAGCUGCUGAACUGGCAACCAAGAAAGGUGAGUUCAGGGUUUCUCUACAGACAGGGGAGGAGUUAAUGAGACACAGGUGGAGGUGGUUAGGUGAUCACCAUGGUAGACGGAGGAGGUGUAGACAGUAGACACACGAGAGGGGGAGAGCAGCACCACAGAGAGAAACAUGAUCCACAGGGAUUUGAGGCCAGUUCCAGCAGUCGUCAGAGUCUGGGGUCCUAUAAUCAGUAGACAAAGGUUAGCUUUAUAUGUGUACGAAUAUUUGUUGCAUGUCGGCGCACAGAAAUCCGCACAGACCUUCCUGUCAGAGAUCCGAUGGGAGAAAAACAUUACACUUGGGGAACCUCCAGGAUUUUUACACUCGUGGUGGUGUGUAUUCUGGGAUCUGUAUUGUGCUGCGCCAGACCGGAGGGAGACGUGUGAACAUUCCAGCGAGGCCAAGGCUUUCCAUGACUAUAGUGCGGCCGCUGCCCCCAGUCCAGUGAUGGGUAACAUGCCUCCCAAUGAUGGCAUGCCAGGGGGGCCUAUGCCUCCAGGAUUCUUUCAAGGUCCACCAGGAUCUCAGCCUUCCCCUCACACACAGCCUCCUCCUCACAACCCCAGUAAUCCCAUGAUGGGACCUCACGGACAGCCAUUCAUGUCUCCACGGUAUCCAGGUGGCCCCAGGCCCUCCCUCCGAAUGCCAAAUCAGCCUCCUGGAAGCAUCCCAGGGUCACAGCCUCUCCUGCCAAACAGUCUGGAUCCCACCAGACCUCAAGGUCAUCCAAACAUGGGAGGACCAAUGAGGAUGAAUCCUCCCAGAGGCAUGGGCGGCAUGGGUCCACAGAACUACGGCGGUGGGAUGAGGCCUCCUCCAAACUCCAUGGGUCCAGGGAUGCCCGGCAUGAACAUGGGUCCUGGUGGCAGAGGUCCGUGGCCAAAUCCUAACUCUAAUUCAAUAGCAUAUUCAUCUUCAUCUCCAGGAAACUACGUGGGUCCCCCAGGGGGAGGAGGCCCACCAGGAACUCCCAUCAUGCCUAGCCCUGGAGAUUCAACAAACUCAAGUGAAAACAUCUACACGAUGAUGAACCCCAUUGGUCCUGGUGGAAAUAGGCCAAAUUUCCCGAUGGGUCCAGGUCCUGACGGACAGAUGGGUGGGAUGGGUGCUAUGGAGCAGCAUCAUAUGAACGGGUCACUAGGCUCUGGGGACAUGGAUGGGUUGCCAAAGAAUUCUCCCAACAACAUGGCAGGCAUGAACAAUCCUCCCGGCACCCCACGAGAUGACGGCGAGAUGGCAGGCAACUUUUUAAACCCAUUCCAAAGUGAAAGUUAUUCACCCAACAUGACGAUGAGUGUGUGAUUUUGUCUGUGUGUGUGUGUGUGGGUGAGUGUGUGUGUCUGUGUGAGAGUGUUUUUUUACUUUAUUUUUUUGAAUCUCUCCUCACCCUAUUGUCCCUCCCCCAUCCACCCGUCCUGCCCUGCCCUGCCCUGCCCUGCCCUGCCUCCCUCCACACUGCCUUUUCCUCUGCCUCCUUGUGGAUGAUGCGCCGACUGCCACGCAGCCCCCAAGGAAUCUUCCAGGAACGGGAAUUAGCUGAAGACCCCCACCUCUGCCCGCCCCUCGGUCCCAACAGUUGUAAAAUUGGCACAGGAGUGUGAAACUGCCACCGAGCAUCCUGGAGGCUCUCCUUAUUGUUCUAACAGGACAGUGAUGGCUCAACCACUCUACCACAUAAUGCUGGCUGACUCUGGAGCUCCAUUUGCAGGAUGAACUGUGGUCGUCGUGAAGUCAGAGUGCAGAACACGGUUUCACGAAAUCUUUGUAUUUUUUUGGUUGUCGAUAUUGUUAUAUUAUUCAUUGUUGUUAAUGGUUGUCUAAUGUAGUGAUGGUUUCCUGUAAAGGGCAUAUUUUAUCUCAGCAGCAGCAUCAACAAUGACAGAAUAAGCACACACUUAAGAAAAUGCACAAUGAUUUUCUGUUUACAUGAUUUAAGGGGAAUUUGUUUAUAGUUUGUUUCUGUCCUAUCUCUCUCUGUCUCUCUCUCUGUCUCUUUCUCUCUGUCUCUUUCUCUUGUCUCACGUCCUCCUGUCUGUAAACUAAACUUUCAGAUUACCCCUCAUAUAAUCAGUUUUUUUUUCAUCUGUUCAUGCAGUAUAUGAUGAGGGUUCUUUCUCUUUCUUUCCUUGAACUUUAACUCCUGGUACAGAGAGGCAGCAAAAUGAACUUGCGUCUGAUUUAUUUUUCUUGUUUGAAUGCCCCUGAUUCUAGAGCAGGACGAGACAGAGCUGGUUAUAAUCAUUAGCAAUCGUCAGAGCAUUUAAUUUUUCUGUUGUUUUUCUUCCUGUUUGUAUAUAGAGUAAUUCAUGAAAGCGUGUGUGGUUGUCGAUUUAUUGUUAUUUACAAUAUAACCUGUGAAUUUUAAAUAUUAUUUCUCAUUUCCGUCCCUUUGUUUGGUUUGAGCCUCACAGUGGGCUCUUCAGGUGGCGCUGUUCUUUACCAGGAAUAUUUAUUUUCAUUGAGACCAGGGCGUGGCUGUGGGAUCUCUGUGUGUCAUGGUUUCAGUUUGAGGUUGAUCUGUGUCCUUGUAGCUGCAUUUGACAUAUCCUUUAGAAAGACGUGUUCGGAGACAGUGGGUUCUGAAUAUGGGAGUUCGCUGCAGCAGCACCGACGAUGGGAGCAGAGUGAUUCACCCUUUUAAAAACCACACAGCUACAUGUGGCAAAAUGAAAGGGUUAAAAGUCACAUACGAGCUUCUCUGUCUUUGGUGGAUUGUUUUUCUUUUAAAUGUGUUCAACUAAAAUGCCCGGGAAAUCUGCACACAAAAGAAGCUACAGUAUGACACUGGUUUUUUUUUUAUUCGUUUUUUUUUCUUUAUUUCAUGUAUUCUUGGUUUGAUUAACUCACUGUUUGGGAGUUAAACAGUCUCUGAGGGCCUAACAAAAACAACGGCCCAGGCCCCUGUAGGUGACUGUGAAAAAAAUCUUUGCAUCCUUGAAAUGAUCUAACAUGACAUUAACAGGGACAUCUCCAGGCUGUCAGUGACCUGGGAACUCUCUUCAGCAGUUCUUCCUUCCUCCCUCUCGUCCCGUCCCACACACCCUUUAACUCCUCUCCCUUUAAUUUUGGUUCUUUUUGUGUGUAAAUACUGUACAAUGCAUUUUGAUAUCAUUGACAUGUUUUUGAUAUGUCACUCACUACCAAUGAAUACAGCUGAAAGUAAAUUAUAAAUAAAAAAAAAUUGUCCAUAUUUUACAUAGAGAAAGGAUGCGCUGGCGAGUGGGCUCACAUAGCAACAAUCUCCAUGAAAAUGUACAGACCAGAACAACACAGACACAUCUGUGUGCUGCAGAUGUGUUUCGAGGGGAGAUGAGGAGCGAGGAGGGCAGAACAGAGGAAGCAAAUAAGCCGCUACAUCCUAACGGCGGCCUCGCUCUCCAAAUGUUUCAGUUUAGCAUUACCAUUGGCUGUGAAUAAUCAGCAUCUGAUUCUUUUCUUCUUAAGGGCACCUUCUCAUAGAAAACACGUGACCUCGUACUGCAGUUUUUAAUAUGAAGGAUUUUUAUCGAUUUAAGAACUUAAAAAAAAAGGAAUACUUAAGAGAACCUCAUUUUAAAUUAAGAAUAGAUGACAAAGUAAUAAUUAUGGGGGAAAACUGUGUCCUUUGCUAUUUGCUCCUGUACUAGCUUUGUAUAGAUUGAUGCUCUUACUGAUUCUCAGUCCUCCGUGUAUAUCGAUCGUUGGCCAUCUCUGUACUUCUAUUGUGAUGUAUAAUACUGUACCAUUAGGAAGAUUUGCGGGUAGGGUGGAGGUGUGGGGGGUUGAGGGGUAUACACGCGAAGGGUAUAUAAAUGAGUCUCCUGUACUGUUCCUGGUCCUUCUGAUGACACGGCAGUAUUUAAUAUGAAGCAGGCGGUCUCAUAGGUUUGCUUUGUAUUUCAUGGUAGGAUAGUCCAGAAUCUUGUCUUAGGGACUUAGGUGUCUUGUGUAGUUCAAAAAAGAUGUUCUUUGUAUGUUUCUUUAUAUUGUAAAGUUUCUUUAGACUGAAAGAAAAAAAGAUAAUUUGCUUAUUGAAAAAAAACAAUGCAUCAAUAAUAAAUGUCAUUUGAUUUUUGA